AUGUUGACAAGUUCGGCAAUCGAUCAUACUUUGUUAAAACAAGAUGCAACAUUAAAGCAACUUGAUCAAUUAUGUACUGAAGCCGUUGAACAUAAAUUUGCUACCGUGUGUAUUCAACCGUGUCACGUUAAAUAUGUUGCAGAUAAAUAUUCAGUACGUGUUUGUACUGUUAUUGGUUUCCCGCUUGGCGCAACAACGACCCAAACGAAAUUAUAUGAAUGCCAACAAGCAUUAAAUGAUGGUGCACACGAUAUUGAUAUGGUUAUUAACAUUGGCAAGAUCAAAGAUGGUGAUUUUGCAUACGUUCAAAAUGAAAUUGAGCAAUUAGCCAAACUAGUACAUUCCUCGGGUGAGAAUAAAAUUCUCAAAGUUAUUAUUGAAACUUGUUUAUUAAAUGAAAAUGAAAAACAAAAAUUAUGUCAAAUUGUGGGAGAUGCUGGGGCUGAUUUUAUCAAAACUUCAACAGGCUUUUCAACUGGUGGGGCAACAUUAGAUGAUAUUAAAUUAUUACGUCAAUAUUCACCUAACAAUGUUCAAGUGAAAGCAUCUGGUGGUAUACGAGAUAGUCAUUUUGCAAGAGAAUUAAUUCAAGCUGGUGCUACACGUCUUGGAACAUCAUCUGGUGUUGCUUUAAUGAAAGAUAUUCCAUCCACAUCUGUUUAUUAG
Rotaria socialis is the source of this 666-nucleotide messenger RNA. The record is from the annotation of a GenBank genome assembly. NCBI's taxonomy places the organism in Eukaryota, Metazoa, Rotifera, Eurotatoria, Philodinida, Philodinidae.